AUGCAGCCGGAAAACGUGUUGUUCACUUCCGACUGGAAGCUCAAGCUGGCGGACUUUGGCGUCUCCAUCGACCUCUCCAAGGAGCGAGCGGUCACACGCACCGGCACUGUGACCUAUAUGGCCCCGGAAGUCGCCCGCUGUCCCCUCAAGAUCCAUCCGGAGGACAACAAGCUUGAUGAACACCUCGCGUACGGCACCGCGUGCGACAUCUGGGGCUUGGGAGUGCUGACGUACGAGCUUCUUGUUGGGUUCACACCCCUGAAUGCGCCGGCGCUACCACCGCCACCGUACGACGGCGGCAGCAGCUGCAGCGGCGGCGGCGAAACGGCGGCGAUGCAGACUCAGCCAGCGCUCAUCUUUCCAAGUUGCAUGUCACGGGCGUCCCGAGAUUUCGUCGCGCGGGCUCUUGCCGUGGGGGCUCUCUUUGAUGAGGGAGUACGAUAA
Molecule: messenger RNA, 444 nt
Organism: Volvox carteri f. nagariensis
Lineage: Eukaryota; Viridiplantae; Chlorophyta; Chlorophyceae; Chlamydomonadales; Volvocaceae
Exons: 4
Coding region: 1-444 (147 amino acids)
Biological process (GO): mitotic spindle organization; regulation of cytokinesis; protein phosphorylation
Cellular component (GO): spindle midzone; spindle pole centrosome; chromosome passenger complex
Molecular function (GO): protein kinase activity; ATP binding
Source: RefSeq, a predicted model, not a curated record